Molecule: messenger RNA, 3067 nt
Organism: Entelurus aequoreus (snake pipefish)
Lineage: Eukaryota; Metazoa; Chordata; Actinopteri; Syngnathiformes; Syngnathidae
Gene: ralbp1
Product: ralA binding protein 1
Exons: 10
Coding region: 152-2155 (667 amino acids)
Biological process (GO): small GTPase-mediated signal transduction; positive regulation of GTPase activity; endocytosis
Cellular component (GO): membrane
Molecular function (GO): GTPase activator activity; small GTPase binding
Source: RefSeq, a predicted model, not a curated record
ACUUGUUCCACAGCGCAGGCGCAGACCGACACAAGCCCUGAUAUCAGAAGCUACUGACCGACUGGGAUACCCCUUGGUGUGAUGGCGAGCAGACGUUUCUGCUUGCUGACUCGGCCCGCGUGAUCGAGCCAGGCCCGGUCCAGCCACCAUCAUGACCGAGUGCUUCCUGCCUCCCAGCAGCAGCCCCGCCGAGCAGCGGCGAGCCGAGCACUCGGGCAGCGUGAACCGCACUCCCAGCUCGGAGGAGAUCAGCCCCACUAAGUUUCCGGGCUUGUAUCGCACCGGCGACCCGUCGCCGCCACAUGACGGACUCCACCAUGAGACGCCGGACGCUUAUGUCUCCGACGACGACAAGGAGCAUAGCAAGAAGAAAAACAAGUUCAAGAAGAAGGAGAAGCGCACGGAGGGCUACGCCGCCUUCCAAGAGGACAGCUCAGCGGACGAGGCGGAGAGCCCGUCCAAGAUGAAGCGUUCCAAGGGCAUCCAUGUGUUCAAGAAGCCCAGCUUCUCCAAGAAGAAGGAGAAGGACUUCAAGGUGAAGGAGAAGGAGAAGGAGAAGGGCCCCAAGGAGGCCAAGGACAAGAAGUCUAAGGACCUCACGGCCGCUGACGUGGUCAAGCAGUGGAAGGAAAAGAAGAAGAAGAAGAAGCCUGUUGCUGUCACUGAGGCCGAGCCGGUCCCAGUUGAGGUCCCCACCUUCAGGCCAAUCUUUGGCGCCCCUUUGGCGGAGGCGGUGAAGCGGACCGCCCUGUACGACGGCAUCCAGCUGCCGGCCAUCUUCAGAGAGUGUGUGGACUACAUUGAGAACUACGGCAUGAAGUGUGAGGGCAUCUACAGGGUCUCAGGUAUGAAGUCCAAGGUGGACGAGCUGAAGGCAGCGUACGACCGCGAGGAGUGUCCCUGUCUGGAGGAGUACGAUCCCCACACGGUGGCCAGCCUCCUCAAACAAUACCUGCGCGAGCUCCCCGAGAAUCUGCUGGGCCGCGACCAGGCCCAACGCUUCGAGGACGUGUGCGGGCGCCAGGCAGAGGCCGACAAGGUGACGGAGUUUCAGAGGCUCCUGGCCGAAGUGACGCCCAAUAGCCGGCUCCUCCUUGGCUGGCUGGUCACACACAUGGACCACGUCAUAGCCAGGGAGGCUGACACCAAGAUGAACAUCCAAAACAUCUCCAUUGUCCUCAACCCUACAAUACAGAUCGGAAAUCGGGUUCUCUACAUGUUCUUCACGCAUGUGAAGGACCUGUUUGGGGAUGUUGUUCUGAGGCAGGUAGUGAGGCCCCUUCGCUGGUCCAACAUGGCUACCAUGCCGGCGCUGCCCGAGACUCAAGACAGCAUCAAAGAGGAGAUCAGGAGACAGGAGUUCCUGCUAAACUGCCUGCACAGAGACCUUCAAGCGGGUGUGAAGGACUUGUCCAAAGAGGAGCGUCUCUGGGAGGUCCAGAGAAUCCUCACCGCUCUCAAACGCAAGCUGAGAGAGGCCAAGCGUCAAGAGUGUGAAAGUAAAAUAGCUCAGGAGAUUGCCAGCCUCUCCAAGGAGGACGUUUCAAAAGAGGAAAUGACUGAAAACGAAGAGGAAGUGGUCAACCUCCUUUUGGCGCAGGAGAAUGAGAUCCUGACAGAGCAGGAGGAGUUGAUCUCUCUGGAGCAAGUCUUACGGCGACAGAUCGCAACCGAGAAGGAAGAGAUUGAGCGUCUCCGGGCAGAAAUCGCAGACAUCCAGAGUCGGCAGCAGGGUCGCAGCGAAACAGAGGAGUAUUCAUCUGAGAGCGAGAGCGAAAGCGAGGAUGAGGAGGAGCUGCAGAUCAUCCUGGAAGACCUGCAGAAACAAAACGAAGAACUGGAGAACAAAAACACCCACUUGAACCAGGCCAUCCACGAGGAGCAGGAGGCAAUCUUGGAGCUGCGCGUCCAGCUGCGCCUCCUGCAGGGCCACAAGCUUCAGCAGGACUCAGCCGUCCAGCCGCCGUCCGAGCAGCAGGCGCAGCCGCCCGCCCAGCCUAGCCCAGAAGCCAGAGGCGGCGAGGAGCAGCAGGCCAAGCGUCCCGUCAACACAGCGCCGACCACCAGCGACAGCACUGCGGCGCCCGCUGCCAAGGCGGCUAAGGAUCCUCCAAAGCCGUCACCGAGCAAAGAUAAGCGGGACGCAAGUGUGUGAGCCAUCAUUUCCUUUCUUCCAUGAGCCUGUAAGGAGAUGCAGGGGUGAAAGAUAAGAGAGACAUGUGAACCCAAUCAAGUUACGAUUGACACCGUGCCAAAAUCAAGACUAAACAACCGCUUACAACUAAAGCUCUUUCAAAACAAAGAUGAUUUCAAAGAAAGCUGGUAAUAUAUAUAUAUAUACACACACCGUAUUUUUCGGAGUAUAAGUCGCACCGGCCGAAAAUGCAUAAUAAAGAAGGAAAAAAACAUUUAAGUCGCACUGGAGUAUAAGUCGCAUUUUUGGGGGAAAUUUACCGUAAUUUCCGGACUAUAAGCCGCACCUGACUAUAAGCCGCACCAGCUAAAUUUAGGGGAAAAUACAGAUUGCUCCAUAUAUAAGCCGCACCCGACUAUAAGCCGCAGGGUUUUGAUGUGUAAUUAGCGUAGUAUAUAGGGGUUCCUGCUACCACGGAGGGGAUUGUCGGGACAGAGAUGACUGUUUGGGAACGCAAAGCGUCCCAUUUAUUAACAAUAAAUCUUUCAAUCAUUCAAUCAAACUUUCACAUCUUUGACAUGGCGAACAGCAUUCGUGCAGAGUACAAAUAAUACAACGCUGCAAAGUAAUACAAAGUGCUCGCAUGUACGUUAUCAAAAUAACCAGCCUACCGGUAUAUGAAAAGUCAGUCUUUAAUCAUUGUGUCAUCGUCUUCCUCCUGCGUACUAAAACCACCGAAAUCCUCUUCGUCCGUGUCGGAGAAGAACAGGCCGUAAAUAAGCCGCAGGGACCAGAACGAGGGGGGAAAAGUAGCGGCUUAUAGUCCGGAAAUUACGGUAUUUGAUAAAACCUAACACCAAGAAUAGACAUUUGAAAGGCAAUUUAAAAUGUCUAAAGAAUAGUGAACAACAGGCUGAAUAAGUGUACGUUAUA